AUGCCAUCCCAUCCCGAGGAAAGCCACCAUGUAGAUUUGGUAAUCCACAUACUUACAGAACUCGGAUUAUCCGAACAGUCAACAUUCAAGAAAGUCGAUCUUGAAUGCCUUGGGGUCACAGUCGACAGGUUUGAGGCUACAGACUCCAAUUUUCUCGAUGAUAGAAAGAAGUGUCUUUUCAAGCCUUUUCACCAGAAGCUCAUCAAAAGAUGGAAGAUCCCGGAUAGCGAGGCCGCGUACGAAUCUGUGCACGACCCCCUAGAUAUCCAAGAUAUGGCUCGAAACUCGCGCCUUGCUUCCAACCCAAGCGAAUCUGAGAUAGCGGACGCUACAGCGGAUGUUAUUGCAUAUCUUACGACAAAUAUCACUUUUCUACGCGAAGGAAGAAGUAAGAUACCGUUGGCGCAGCAGCUUGGGUGGUCUGAUAUUGACUAUGAAGAAUUUACAGGCGGACACGGAGGAUUACUAUCAUCAACGCCUGGUAGAUAUAAAGGGAAGAACUUCCCUGGUUGGGACUUCCAGUGGCUACAAGAAUGGUGGACGAAGGACUCAUCGGAGAAUGAUAUAUUAGCUGGACCCUCGGCUAAAAUACUCAUUUUCACUGAUGGAAUUGGCAAGGAGGACCGAUUACUCCUUAGUGAGUUUGGGGCAAUAGUUCAGGUGAUCAUGUUUCGCCGAAUACAGCCCGAGUUCAAACACCACCAUAUCUUCCCAGUCCUAAUGCUCUCGUUCUUCGGGCCUCGACAUGGGAGGAUCCUCCAGGCCUGUUACGAUUCGCAUUCUCAACAACUCGAACUACGCAUCUCACCAAUCUUCAGUUUUCUCGAAAAGGACAACGAGUCUUUCGAUCUCUUUUUACGAUUCAUGGCAAGCUCCCCGCCUGAGAUAAUGGAUCUUGACCUUUCCGAACUUUCACUCCAAUCACGAGCGACAACACGAGCUGCUGCAUGA
Molecule: messenger RNA, 951 nt
Organism: Penicillium verrucosum
Lineage: Eukaryota; Fungi; Ascomycota; Eurotiomycetes; Eurotiales; Aspergillaceae
Exons: 3
Coding region: 1-951 (316 amino acids)
Source: RefSeq, a predicted model, not a curated record